Messenger RNA from Ficedula albicollis (Collared flycatcher), 9541 nucleotides. RefSeq names its product castor zinc finger 1 (gene CASZ1). Gene Ontology annotation, biological process: regulation of neuron differentiation; positive regulation of transcription by RNA polymerase II. Gene Ontology annotation, molecular function: RNA polymerase II transcription regulatory region sequence-specific DNA binding; DNA-binding transcription factor activity, RNA polymerase II-specific. Gene Ontology annotation, cellular component: nucleus. The transcript is spliced from 20 exons. Lineage: Eukaryota; Metazoa; Chordata; Aves; Passeriformes; Muscicapidae. The record is from RefSeq and is a predicted model, not a curated record. Bases 60 to 5696 code for a protein of 1878 amino acids.
GCUUUAAACAACUUGUUAUUCGGGAGCAAUCAGCUGCAAUUAGGUAUUAAUUAAGUAUUAUGAAAGUUGAUUAUUUAAGUGAAUUCGGCUUUCGUCUCUCCGACUAUGCUGAAAGAACUCUAUGCACUGACGCAGCCUCAGGAAAACCCGCGAUGGCUGCCAAGCGCAAAGGCGGCCUGAAGCUGAACGCCAUCUGCGCCAAGCUGAGCCGCCAGGUCGUCUGCGACCACGCGGGCGCCGAGCAGGCACGGGCGGACAGGGGACAGCAGGACAGCAGCAACAAGGAGCUGCCCCAGCCCGGCGCCAAGGAGCCGGGCACAGAGUUUGCAGAUGGACUCAGCCGCGUGCAGAAGAUCGAGGAGGACAAAAGGAGGGAGGUGAUCGAGAAGUGGGUGAACGGGGAGUACAACGAGGAGCCGCUGCUGGGGCGAGCAGAGGGCAGAGAGGGCAAGGGCGCCGAGAGCGCGGAGCUGCCCCCCGAGGGGGUGUACAUGGUGCAGCCCAAGGGCUGCAGCGACGAGGAGGACAACGGCGACGAGGCGGACGCUCUGAGGGGCUCGCAGGACGGCAGCUUCUUGGAUGACAGGGAUUCAGAUGGGCCAGCCAAGGACGAUGCCUACCGGUCCUCCAGCGGCGAGCCGGGCUCCAAGCUGGGGGCAGGAGCCACCUCAGGGGAAGCGUCCUCGCUGCGGGACUACGCCGCCACCACCAUGAACGAGUUCCUGGGCAUGUUCGGCUACGACGAGCAGAACAUGCGGGACGAGCUGGCGCGCAAGAUCAGCUUCGACAAGCUGCACGCCGCGCCCGCGGAGGCCGCGGCCCUGCCCGGCGACGACGCCGCGGGCAAGCGCGCCCGCUUCUCCAAGUACGAGGAGUACAUCCGCAAGCUGAAGGCCGGCGAGCAGCUCUCGUGGCCCGUGCACCUGGCCAAGGCGGAGGAGCUGGGCUCCAAGCUGGGCAAGGAGCCGUGCUCGGCGCUGGCCCAGCCCGGGCGCGGGCCGGGCCCCGACGCCUCCAUGCUGACCGAGACCAAAGCCACCAUCCUGCCCCUGCCCUCCCCCGGCAGCUCCCAGAUGCAGGGCCUCAUGUCACGGGCCUCCAAGUACGACUUCUUCAUUCAGAAGCUGAAGACGGGCGAGAGCAUCAGGCCGCAAAACGGCAACACCUACAAGAAGGCCUCCAAGUACGACCUCGAAAACGUCAAGUACUUGCACCUCUUCAAGCCCGGGGAGGGAAGCCCAGACAUGGGAGGAGCCAUCGCCUUCAAGACGGGCAAGGUUGGCCGGCCCUCCAAGUACGACGUGAGGAACAUCCAGAAGCUCACUCCAGUGAAAGCUGUGCCCAGCCUGGCCCCCGCCUCCCUCGCCAGCACCCCCAGCAGCACUCCCGUGGCCGGGCCAGAGCAGUCCAUCUCAUUGCCAUUCAACACUCCUGAGUACCUGAAAUCAACUUUCUCCAAGACAGACUCCAUCACAACUGGAACAGUCUCUACAGUAAAGAAUGGAUUACCCACUGACAAACCAGCCGUCAGCGAAGACGUAAAUAUUUACCAGAAGUACAUUGCCAGGUUCUCUGGCAGCCAGCACUGUGGCCACAUCCACUGUGCCUACCAGUACCGAGAGCACUACCACUGCCUGGACCCCGAGUGCAACUACCAGAGGUUCACCAGUAAACAGGACGUGAUCCGGCACUACAACAUGCACAAGAAGCGGGACAACUCCCUGCAGCACGGCUUCAUGCGCUUCAGCCCCCUGGACGACUGCAGCGUCUACUACCACGGCUGCCACCUCAACGGCAAGAGCACCCACUACCACUGCAUGCAGGUGGGUUGUAAUAAGGUCUACACAAGCACCUCUGAUGUGAUGACCCAUGAGAACUUCCACAAGAAGAACACGCAGCUCAUCAACGACGGGUUCCAGCGGUUCCGUGCCACUGAGGACUGCGGCACUGUGGAAUGCCAGUUCUACGGGCAGAAAACCACUCACUUCCACUGCAGGAGACCUGGGUGCACAUUCACCUUCAAGAACAAGUGUGACAUUGAGAAGCACAAGAGCUACCACAUCAAAGAUGAUGCCUAUGCCAAGGAUGGCUUCAAGAAGUUCUACAAGUACGAGGAAUGCAAGUACGAGGGCUGUGUCUACAGCAAGGCCACCAACCACUUCCACUGCAUCAGGGCAGGCUGUGGCUUCACCUUCACCUCCACCAGCCAGAUGACUUCCCACAAGCGCAAGCACGAGCGCCGGCACAUCCGCAGCUCGGGGGUGCUGGGGCUGCCCACCUCGCUCCUGGGCUCCAAGGACAACGAGCAGGAGGAGUCCAGUAACGAUGACCUCAUUGACUUCUCUGCCAUGAGCUCCAAGAACUCCAGCCUGAGUGCCUCCCCGACCAGUCAGCAGUCUUCCGUUUCUCUCAUCGUCCCAGCUGCGCCCUCCUCUGCAGCUGAGCUUGCUUCCUCACAGGCCACCAAGUCUGCCAACAGCCUGACACCAGCCACAAAGAUCUCUGGCCUGCUUUCCCAGGCCCUUCCCAGCAAUAUACCCUUGGCCCUGGCACUCUCCAACUCAGCACUUCCUGGAGCAGCUGGAUCCUUCUUCCCCAUCAUCCCCAGCCGGGUCUCUACACCCCUUCCUGCCAGCUCGGCUAAUCUGAUGGCUGCUGGUUCUGGCAGCAAUGCAGCAUCAUCUGCUCCUGCAGAUUCCUCAUCCCAGCCAGUUUCAGGAUCUGGUGAGCCAGUGGCUACUUCUUCGACUUCUUCACCCGCUCCAGCAGCCUCUAUAAUGGAAAGGAUCUCUGCUAGUAAGGGAUUAAUCUCUCCUAUGAUGGCCAGGCUGGCAGCAGCUGCACUCAAGCCCUCUGUGGCACUUGAAGCAGGGAAUGGACAACCAGCACCUCCUGGACGGUUCAAUCCAGUCCAGGUGAAGCAGGAACCUGCAGAGGCCAUGGGACCCUCAUCUGCCACCAGCCAGGACCCCUUGCAGGAGCAGAGUUUGGACCUGAGUGUCAAGGACCAUGGUAAUGAAUCAAAUGGCCACACAGUCUCGGCAAAUUCAUCUCUUUUAUCCUCGCUUAUGAAUAAGAUGUCCAAGACCAGUGCCAGUCUUGGCAACCUGCUGAGCAUUAAGACAGAAGCUGAAGGCAGCCAGGCUGGGGCUGGGGAGCCAAGUCAGUACCUGGGCAAGGCAGUGAAGGCCCUGGUGCAGGAGAAGCUCUCUGAGCCAUGGAAGAUGUACCUGCGCCGGUUUGGCACCAAGGAUUUCUGUGAUGCCCAGUGUGACUUUCUGCACAAGGUGCAUUUCCACUGUGUGGUGGAGGAGUGUGGGGCCCUCUUCAGCACCCUGGAUGGAGCCAUCAAGCACGCCAAUUUUCACUUCCGAACUGAAGGUGGAACUGUGAAAAGCAACUCUGAGUCUCCCUUCUCGACUGCUACUGAGAGUAAGGCUUCCCUGGCCCCUUCAUCACCAUCUGCUGCUCCUGCCACCAUGGCCAGUGCUCCUGCCCUGGACGUGCCCACUCCAAACCCAGCUGCUCUGCCCUCUGCUCCCACACUACUUGCUUGGAAGCAGCUGGCUUCAACCAUACCCCAGAUGCCUCAGAUCCCAGCAUCAGUGCCUAACCUGGCAGCUUCACCGUUGGCAACGACUUCCCUGGAGAAUGCCAAGCCUCAGGUCAAACCUGGAUUUCUCCAGUUCCAGGAGAAUGAUCCCUGCUUGGCAACAGACUGCAAGUACGCCAACAAAUUCCACUUCCACUGUCUCUUUGGGAACUGCAAGUAUGUGUGCAAAACCUCUGGCAAAGCAGAAUCCCACUGCCUGGACCACAUCAACCCCAACAAUAACCUGGUGAAUGUGCGAGACCAGUUUGCUUACUACUCCCUGCAGUGUCUCUGUCCAAACCAGCACUGCGAGUUCCGGAUGCGGGGCCAUUACCACUGCCUGCGGCCCGGCUGCUACUUCGUCACCAACAUCACCACCAAGCUGCCCUGGCACGUGAAGAAGCACGAGAAGGCAGAGAGGAGGGCAGCCAACGGCUUCAAGUACUUCACCAAGCGGGAGGAAUGUGGCAGACUGGGUUGCAAAUACAACCAGGUGAACAGCCACUUCCACUGCAUCCGAGAGGGCUGCCAGUUCUCCUUCCUGCUCAAGCACCAGAUGACAUCCCAUGCCAGGAAGCACAUGAGGAGGAUGCUGGGGAAGAACUUUGAUCGUGUUCCUACUCAGGUUAUUGGCCACACUCCAAGAAAUGAAAAUCUCCCCCAGGUUGGCAGCAUGGCACCCAGCCCAGCCUCAUCAGGAACCCCAGCUUCCUUUCAGGGAGCCCCCAGCAUGAUGGACACUGAAACAGAGGAGUACAUGGAUUACACUGGCUGCAGCCCUGGGGGCAUCUCCUCUGAAUCCUCCAACAUGGACCGCAGCUGCUCCAGCACCCCCGUGGGCAAUGAAAGCACCUCAGCAGGGAACACCAUCACCAUGCCAACAGCCUCGGGGGCCAAGAAGCGUUUCUGGAUUAUCGAGGACAUGUCCCCGUUUGGCAAGCGCCGCAAGACCGCGUCCUCGCGCAAGAUGCUGGACGAGGGGAUGAUGCUGGAGGGGUUCCGGCGCUACGACCUCUACGAGGACUGCAAGGACUCGAGCUGCCAGUUCUCUCUCAAGGUUACCCACUACCACUGCACACGGGAGAACUGCGGCUACAAGUUCUGCGGCCGUACCCACAUGUACAAGCACGCCCAGCACCACGACCGCGUCGACAACCUGGUGUUGGAUGAUUUCAAGCGCUUCAAGUCUUCGCUGAGCUGCAACUUCCCAGACUGUCAGUUCUCUGGCAAUAGCACGCACUUCCACUGCCUGCGCUGCGGCUUCCGCUGCACCGACAGCACCAAGGUGACGGCGCACCGCAAGCACCACGGCAAGCAGGACGUGAUCAGCGCCGCCGGCUUCUGCCAGUUCAGCUCCAGCGUGGACUGCGAGGUGCCCGACUGCAAGUACAAGCUCAAGUGCUCCCACUUCCACUGCACGUACCCCGGCUGCAAGCACACGGUGGUGGGGAUGUCGCAGAUGGACUCUCACAAGCGCAAGCACGAGAAGCAGGAGCGCGGGGAGCUGCCCGCCAUCUCCCCCGGCCCCGAGGGCCUCGCCCACCCCGCCCUCGAGUACGACAUCCAGAACUCUUCCAUCAGCCUGGACAGUUCCCUGAACCUGAGCGCCGACACCAGCAGCUCGCUGCUGUUCCUGCAGAACGCGGCGGGCGUGGGGCUGGGCGACUCGCUGGACCUGAGCAGGAAGGCGGCCGAGGGCGGCGAGCGCCCGGCGCCCGGCGCGGCCGGGGAGGACGGGCCCGCGGGGACAGCCGGCCCCACGGGCGAGGACGAGGAGGACUCCUCCCAGGAGGAUGAGGAGGACGACGAGGAGGAGAUGAAUGAAGAGGAGGAGGAUGACGAGGAGGAGGAUGACGAUGAUGAUGAUGAGGAGGAUGAGGAGGAGGAAGACCUGAACACAGAUUCUGAAGAAUCGCUGCCAGACCCUGAAGGCCUGGCCGCCAAAGAAGAUGGAGAACCAGAGGAGGGGGCUUCUUCCACAGACCGUGGCGAUGCUUCCAGGCCGCAGGGCGAGCCAGCCCUCGCGGCAGCCCCUGCCCCUGCCCCUGCUCCUGCUCCCGCUGCUGCCUCAGCCUCCACCGCUGCCCCAGCAGCUUCUCCUUAACCCCAGAGACAGCAGCGGCAGUGCUUUGGUUUGUCUCCUACACAGAAUUACUGAGAGGACCCCGUACGAGGCGAGAACAAAGAUGGGGAUGGCGAAUGGACAACGAACUCGGUGCCACAAAUGAGAGAGAGGAAGGAAGGAAAGCCCUGCUCCUCCCCAGGCCCCACAGAGAUGGGCUCGCAGCAGGACUGGUGCUGCUCACUCCAUCCAUCCCAGGGCCCAGACGCAGGGGCAGCGUGCAGCACAACCACCCUUGCUGUGGGCACGAACCUGAGGGUACCUGCUGCUCUGCCUCGCUCCCUGCACGGUGCGUGGGGCCUGUGCCCAUCUGGGGACCCUUCUAUAUGGCUGGGGCUCUAUCCCCCCAGGUUUCUUUCUGGGUUUUAUUUUUCCAUGUUUUCAGUUGUACGAUAAUAAUAAUAAUCUCCACUUCUUGGAGGGGGGUGGGUGGGAACAAGAGGUAAUGAAUUUUAGAAAUAUAUAUUUGUGUGUGUGUCUCUCUAUAUAUAAUGUACACACACACACACAUAUAUAAAAUUAAAGGAAUUGGUGUCACAAAGACAAGUAGCUCAGCUUUUGCCAGUGGGAAGGAGGGGGUGAGGAGUGUGCUCUCUCUCUCCACCCUUCCCCCUUCUUUCUCCAGCAUUAAAUGGCAUCAGACAGCCAGGGUGGGAGUGGGUAUUUAUUGUCACAUAAAUGAGGAUGCAUUAAUGAAUGAGCAGGGGUGGGAAUGGGACACUCCUCUGUUCUUCCAGAUCCUUUUUACUGUUAAUGAUAAUAAUUUUGAAUGCUAUUUAUAUUGUAAAACUUUCUCAGUCUACACUUUCUCUGUAGGACACCUCUCCUCAUCCCUGCUGUUCUGACUGCAGGGAUUUAGCUGAAGUAACCUGGGAAGAACACAGCAGGCAGUUUAAAGGGUCUGUCACACUGGAGGACUGGGGUUACUCUGCCAUGCAGUUCCAUCUCAUCCCAACCCCUCGGUGCUUCCUCUCUGCGGAGGGUGAGGCGUUUUUGUGGUGCUUCAGUAUCCCCAUCUCAGGAGGCUGCGAGCUGUGACUGCCCUUCCCAGUGAGCACAGGGAGCAGCCAGGAGCGUCCUGGUCACUAAAGCAGCCCUGAGAAAGAGCCCAGCCCUGCCCCAGGCAGGGACCAGGACGGUGGCAGUGCCAGCCCUGGCGCAGCCGCCGGGCGCUGGGCGCGGAUCUCAGGGGACUCUGGCAGGGCCGCGAGCGCCCGGCGUGUCCCGCCAGCUCUGGGCUGAGGGGGCACCAGGGGAGGGGCCCCCAGCCCUGCUGUGCCGCAGGACCUGCUGCCCGGAGCUGGGCGUUGCAGCCAGGCCCUGCUGCAGCUCUGGCCCCUCCUGCAGGGCUGAGGCUCGGGCUCUGCGCCCCCAGCUCGGGCUGUCCCUGCUGCCAGCCCUUCCCUGCUCCCUUUUCCUGGCCUGGCUGGGAACACACACUACAGGACUCUGUCCCGACCCCGCAGGUGCCACUGGCGCUGUUGGACCCCAAAUCCUUGCCUGAGCCUGCAAGGCCUUGUCUACACACACCAAGGCACCAGAAGGACUAGUAUGAAUUAAUUCUGAGAGUUAUGUUGGUGCCAGUUUUAAAGUAUACCAGAUUAGUCUGAGCUUUGUCCUUUAAAAAGAAAAAAAUCUUUUUUUAUUUUAAUACCAUGCAGACACCCUCUCCCCUCCUCAGCUCCAUGAGCACUUCAGCUGUAAGGGAUCCCCAGGAUUUGUUUUCACCCUGAACAGAUAAAGGCCUCACGAAGUUUAGGUAGCUUUUUUUUUUUUUUUUUGUAUUUCCCUAAGGAACUGGUGCAGAUCAGGUCUGAUUUAUAAACAAGCAGCUCAGCUGUGUAAAUGUGGGGACAGAAUGUUCAGCUAAUGUUUCAAAAGGAAAGGAAAAAAAAAGUUGUACAGUAUUUUUCCUGUAAAGGUUAUUACUAUAUAUAGAACAAAAGAGAAACCACCAAUGCCAAGGGGUGGAGGGGGAGGUGUCACCUGCCUUCUGGAUAGCCCUUACAUAUGGUUAAUUGUGUGCAAUUUUUUUUCUCCUUUUUUUUCCUCUUUUUUCCCUUUUUUUUUUUUCCUCUCUUUCAAUGUAGUGUAUGUUUGUAGGGGUGGCAGGGGAGGGGGGGGCCUUAAUGCUGUGGUUUGAGGCUGACUUCACACUCCCAGCACUGACCAGACCUGCACGAUUCCGAACUCUAACUUGAAUUUUGUAGAGAUGAAACAAAUGAAAACAAAUGAAAUAUUAUCACUAGUUUGUAGUUUAUUUAAUUCUUUGGAGUUCUUUUACUCUAUCAGCUAUUUGUGUGGCUUUUAUUUUUAUAGGGGUUUUUUUUUUGUUGUUGUUUGUUUGUUUUUGUUUUGUUUGGUAUAUCCCCUGCCCUCAGCUGUGUGUUUCCUAGCACAACCCCAUUCUUGAACAGAAUGAAGCUCACGUUCCUGGGGCAGAGUGAUGGAAUGAUGCCCUGGAAUUUCUCAAACGGGAUGGGGCAAAAGGAUUUUACUUUACUAGCAUUUGCUGCAGGUUCUGUACUUGUACAUUUUCCCUGUGUUCAGCUACUUAGAUAGUAUGGUGAUGGGCUCCAGGAGGAAUCCUUAGAUUAACACAAGCCACAUCUGGCAAAGCAGAUGUGAUUCUUUUGUACGGCCAAAAUCAAGAGGAUGUGUCAGUGAGCGCGGGGCAGGAUCGAGCCCUGCUGGGGCACACGGGGCACUGGUGGCUGUUGGAGCUCUGCCUGGCACAUCUCAGCAGCCUGCAGGGCGCUGGGGAGGCAGAGUGUGAGGAAGGGCUCAGAGGUGUCCCGGGCUCUGCAGUCUGGCCAGGACCCCUGGCAGAGCAGGAGCCGGCCUGGCCCGUGUGCUGAGUGUGCCAGAAGGGCCCCAGUUGAUCUAUGCACACCAUGUUCUCCCCCAGGCACCCAACUUCUCCCCAGCAUCUCAGCCCUUCUCCCAAACUUCUGUCACCUCUGCUCUAGGAGCUGGCGCAGGAAUGAGAGUUCUUUGUCCCCAGGCUGCUGGAGAGGUGACCCUGAGAGGGCCAGGGGCCCUGGCAGGACAGUGGCCCUGGCAGGACAGUGGCCCUGGGCAGCCUGAGCCCAUCCUUCUCCCAGUCCUGCCCCUCCGACUCUUACACUGUCUCUGUUUGCAACAACAACAACAAAAGAAAGUGGAACCCGACUUUUUAUUCUGCCAUGUUCAGGCUUUAAUUCAGCAAAGCCCUUAAGCAGAUGACGCUGAGUGGGCCCAGGUUUAAGCCCGAGCUUAAGAGCUUUUCUGAACAAGAGCCUGGAGAGCACAAGGACCCCCAGAGCAGGUUUGGCACUGUGGGCCAUCCCAGGCUCUCCCAUCAAUGGGGCUGCAGAAACAAUGACCAGAGAAAGAGGGAGAUUCAACUGGCUCUGUAAGGAGGGGAGAGAGGAGACAGGAAAUGGAACUGUUUUGUCCAAAACAAGAUAAAAACCAAACAAUAAUGAACCUUGAGGUGGACCCUCCUGAUUCUGCUACCAUUCACUGCUGAAGAGCAAAAAAAUUAAAUAAAAACUAUUGACUAGAUUGCUCAUUCUAGCCACAAACUCAACUGGAUUAAAGUCUGUGUGGAAGGAAUUUUAUAAAGAAAAAAAACUUCAAAAAAAAUUUCCAAUGUAGCAAAAAAAAAACAACUUUAAAAAACAAAAAUAAAAAAAAAAGACAAUGAGGGAGGAUUCUAGCCUUUUGUAAUAUCCAUAUUGCACACUAGGACUAUAAGCCAUUGCUAGCUCAUUUUGAAUUUUAAAUGUGUAAUUUUAUUUUGUUUUGUUGUUGUUUUUUUUUCUUUCCAUGGGGGAGGGGGGGAA